This is a messenger RNA of Xiphias gladius (swordfish), 1323 nucleotides long. RefSeq names its product DnaJ (Hsp40) homolog, subfamily C, member 5 gamma b (gene dnajc5gb). The record is from RefSeq and is a predicted model, not a curated record. The transcript is spliced from 6 exons. Bases 265 to 891 code for a protein of 208 amino acids. Lineage: Eukaryota; Metazoa; Chordata; Actinopteri; Istiophoriformes; Xiphiidae.
UUAUAAACUUCUCAAACUUCCUGCUUCUCAGACGCGGAUAGUCUGAACUUUUCCUCCGGUCAUGAGGCGACGAGUGUAAACACACGAAACCGCGGACCAGCUCUUCACUUCAUGGCCCAGACGCCGAGACCAUCGCAGGCCAGCUUUCGGACUCUAUGAGUCGACCGAAAAACGCCGAUAUACACAUUUAUUGAUCCAGUACGUGCGACUUUAACGUGUAACCGCCGCCGAGUGCAACCCGGCUAAACCGCUGAACCCCGAAACAUGGAGGACCCGGAGAGACGUCAGCGGAAAAUGUCAACAGCAGGAGACGGUCUGUACAAAGUCCUGGGCCUGGAGAAGGGCGCCUCUCCAGAGGAAAUAAAAAGGGCCUACAGGAAAUUGGCGCUGAAGUAUCAUCCCGAUAAGAACCCAGACAACCCAGAAGCUGCUGAGAAAUUCAAGGAGAUCAACAACGCCAACUCCAUUCUCAGCGACGAGAACAAACGGAAGAUCUAUGACGAGUAUGGAUCCAUGGGGCUCUAUGUGGCGGAGCAGUUCGGCGACGAGAGCGUUAAAUACCACUUCCUCAUGACCAAAUGUUGGUUCAAGGCACUCGUGGUGUGCUGCAGUUUUUUCACCUGCUGCUGCUGUUUCUGCUGCUGCUGUUUCUGCUGCGGGAAGUGCAGAUCGCCCGAAGACGGGGAGAAUUUCGCCUACAUGGACCCCGAGGACCUGGAGGCAGAGAUCAGAGAGCAGGAUGCAGGAGAUCAUGUAAUCAUUGUUCAGCCGAGUCCUAGUGCUGCCGAUGGCAUAUCAGGUGAGAACGCGCCGAUUGUGUCUCAGCCUUAUGCGACUGACGGCACCGCGGGGCCCGGAGCCACCCAGCCGGCAGAGUCAGCAACGCCAUAAAAGCAGGUCACGGCUGUACUGAUCAUUUUCAAAGAGUCUGAUGACGAAUAUAAAUACGGUGUCUGUGUUCGUGGGUUUGCAUGUGUUCGCUUUUCUUCAGACACUGUGGCCGACUCGCAGAAAACGCAUUCAUCUCAGAGGCUUAUUUGUUUACAUGAAUCGGGCAGCGAUUUGAUUGUGCUAUAGUUUUGUUUCUUUUUUUUUUUUUUUUUAAUGGCAACAGGUUUGUGCUUGAUCCAGUCUGAUAUUUAUAUUUUUUAACGGUUUAUUUUUGGAUAUUGGGCUGUACCUGUGCUGCAGUAACAAAUGACGAAGCCAUGUAGAUCAAAGCUCUGGAAUAAUUGUUUUUCAUGUGCACUUUAAGUUCGUAUUUAAAAUCCUGAAGCUGCCACAAUGCUCUGUGAACAUUUUGGUUCAACAUGGUUCAUGGGC